GCUGUUGCUUGUUAUAACAAAGAACAUUGCUAACAGGUACAAAACGAAAAUACCGAAUAGUUAUAUAAAUAUGGCAUUGUGUCCGUAUCAAUAUUUCUAAACCAAUGGAAAUAUACCAUGAUUUUAAAAUUGUUACAUUUCGUUUGGUAUGAUCAAGCAUUUUUUUGUUUAACAAAGAUCAAACCAUGGGUAUGUUUGAUUGUUUUGUAAAAGAAGUGGCCAAUGGUAACAAUGGGUAGCCAUACAAAUCGUGAGUGGUAAAUAAAAUUGAACGAAAGGUUCAUUCUGAAAUUUGAGACAUCCACAGAGAAGAGAGUCCACUUCCAACAUGGCACUUGUAACAACAACUCCUCCUCCACAGAUGGACAUGGGUUCCGAUUCCAACGCGCCGACCACCGUCCGAGCCACGGUUGUUCAGGCCUCCACCAUCUUCUACGACACUCCCGCCACUCUCGAUAAGGCUGAGAGGUUGGUGGCUGAAGCCGCUGGGAAUGGAUCACAGCUUGUGGUUUUUCCAGAAGCGUUUAUUGGCGGCUAUCCGCGUGGUUCCAAUUUUGGUGUUAUUAUUGGAAGCCGCACAGCCAAAGGUAGAGAGGAUUUUCGCAAGUAUCAUUCUUCAGCCAUUGAUGUGCCUGGUCCUGAAGUGGAUAAAUUGGCAGCAAUGGCAGGGAAGUAUAAAGUACAUUUAGUGAUAGGUGUGAUCGAGAGGGAUGGCUACACACUUUACUGCACAGCUCUCUUCUUUGAUUCUCAGGGUCAUUAUCUAGGAAAGCACAGGAAAAUAAUGCCAACAGCAAUGGAACGAGUUAUGUGGGGAUUUGGUGAUGGAUCAACCAUUCCAGUGUUUGACACUCCUCUUGGAAAAAUAGGUGCUGUCAUUUGUUGGGAGAACAAGAUGCCGCUUUUAAGAACAGCAAUGUAUGCUAAAGGUGUGGAGAUAUAUUGUGCACCAACAGCUGAUGACAGGAAAACGUGGCAAGCAUCAAUGACCCAUAUUGCUCUUGAAGGUGGGUGUUUUGUUUUAUCAGCAAACCAGUUCAUUAGGAGGAAGGAUUAUCCACCCCCUCCAGAGUAUGUUUUCUCCGGCACAGAAGAAGACCUAACACCAGAUUCUGUUGUGUGUGUUGGUGGUAGUGUCAUUAUAUCACCAUUGGGUAAUGUUCUGGCUGGACCGAAUUAUGAGGGGGAGGCACUCAUCUCAGCAGACCUAGAUCUUGGAGAAAUAGCAAGAGCUAAGCUCGAUUUUGAUGUGGUUGGACACUAUUCAAGGCCUGAAGUGCUUAGCUUGAGUGUCAAGGACCAUCCAACAAACCCAGUUACUUUUGCAUCAACUUCAACAAAAGUUGAAGACAAAACCAAGUAGUUUUUCACUUCAUCGUCCCUCCAGAAUCACUAGUUCUGGACCAGUCCCCAUUUCUAGCUUAAUGUGUCAUCUUUUGUGUUAAUAAUUAUGAUUGUGUUUCGAUAUCCUUAAAUUAAAGUAAACGAAACUCUUAUAAUUUGGGUUAAAAGCCCGUAUCCGUUACACCAAGUUGAUAUCCAAACACACAUUAUUUUUUUGGAUGGAUUUACAUCCAAGUUAA
This is a messenger RNA of Lotus japonicus, 1583 nucleotides long. Its product is annotated as bifunctional nitrilase/nitrile hydratase NIT4A-like. The record is from RefSeq and is a predicted model, not a curated record. Lineage: Eukaryota; Viridiplantae; Streptophyta; Magnoliopsida; Fabales; Fabaceae. The transcript is spliced from 5 exons. Bases 329 to 1363 code for a protein of 344 amino acids. Gene Ontology annotation, molecular function: nitrile hydratase activity; nitrilase activity. Gene Ontology annotation, biological process: detoxification of nitrogen compound.